Molecule: messenger RNA, 994 nt
Organism: Medioppia subpectinata
Lineage: Eukaryota; Metazoa; Arthropoda; Arachnida; Sarcoptiformes; Oppiidae
Source: the annotation of a GenBank genome assembly
AUGGAGUUGCGAAAGAUGUCAAGUGAUGGCCAGAAUCCGCUUCAUAUCUAUAAAGAGACGUUAAUUCCGUUAUUAGAAGAGAAUGGCUUUGAAGUGAUCUCUUCCUCCGAAGACAUCUGUGACCACAACAGGUAUAUAACGAGACAUCGGUUUGUGAGACAAACACCUCUUCGUCCCGACUAUUGGCAGAAGAAUGAGUGUCCAGUCGUGGAAGUGGUGGGCAUUCCUAUGGGUCAUCACUUCCUUAUAAUUCACGCCAUUGUCUGCCAUUCGGCCGAAGAUUGCGUUAAGAUUAAGAUCAAGACUAAAGAAGACAUUGUUUGCAUUCGACGUAAACUAAUGGAUGAAUUUGUGGUCAAAUUAAUUGAAUUGCUUUCGAUUUCGAUCAAUGAUUUGCCGCUUGAGUUGAAGUUCAAGAUAUUGUCGUUAUUACCCAUUGAAUCGCUAUUCAAGAUGUCUUCGGUGUCCUCUCUAUGGCGAGCCAUCACUCUUGACGACCAGUUGUGGAGAAUUCUUGUCAGACAACACUUCCCAGUGUUUUACAGUCGAGGACUCAAUGGCGAGGACUGGAAGUCGGUAUAUAAGGAAGCGUUUCGUAACCGAAAACUCUUAGAGCGCCGCAAGUCGUGGGCGUCUCGAGGUCUGCCCUCAUCGCUCAUAUUCCCAGCACUGCCGCCGUCUCCGCCACUGUUGCCGAUAAUGGGUCCGCCAUUUCUCCCGAUGCUUCCGCCGCCGCCCCCUUUCUUUAGAGAUCUGGUGCCCGAAGAGGUCCGCAACGCCUUUCCUAACAUUCAUAGACCUAACCCUAUGUCCCGACCCUUUAUGUUCGGUAAUCCCGAUCUAAUAUGAUAUGGUUUCUCAACUGUUGGACUCUUUUUCACAUCACUUACUGUAUAUCACUUUUAUUAUAUACUGUAUUAACAUAUUUAUCAUUAUUUGAGGUAUUGUUCAGAUUAUGACAAACAUUUGAAUCGAUUAUUAUAUUGUUUUGGAG